AUGCGUUAUUUCAUUAUUUGUUUGUUAAUCUCCAUAUGUGUGGCUAAUUUGGUAGAAGAUCCUAAGUUUCUUCCUCAAAACAAGCAUCAUCAUGUUCGACGACACUCUCAGCAUUUAAAAUAUCAGAGAGAUCUUCGGAUGAACUGCGGAUUUGGGCAGUGUCCAGACGAUGGUUUUUUCGUGUAUUAUAAAUGUUGUCGGAGUCGAUCAGACCAAUGUUGUUGGUAUCUACGCAUGUGGGUUAUUGUAGUAUUCGGGGUAAUUUUGCUGAAAGCAUUUUUGGCUUGUUUUGUGUCCUUUUUCCGAUGUGUUUGUUGCUGA
This is a messenger RNA of Auanema sp. JU1783, 321 nucleotides long. The record is from the annotation of a GenBank genome assembly. Lineage: Eukaryota; Metazoa; Nematoda; Chromadorea; Rhabditida; Rhabditidae.